UAUCCUCAAAAACCAGGUUUUAAACAAAUUUUAACAUCUUUUUCGACUAAAAGUUAUUUACAGCCUUUGCACUUGUAGCUGACUUACGCGUCGCAGGCACAUGAUUGCCAGGUUAACUGUACGUCAAAGUGUAAUCAGUUUCCACUGUGCUGGGUUUUUUUUAUUGGACGUAUGGCAUUGGUGACCUGGUCAUCACAUAGGAGCAGCCAGUCGUAUAUCUUGAAAUUGUUAAAAUACGUACGUGUGUAGUGUAAACAACUAUGUGUUAUCAAAAAUAACGCAUCCUGUUCUCACCAACGGGUGUGUAAGAAAAAAAAAAGUAUGACCACGGAAAUGGAUGAUCUAAUCAAUUUCAAAAACAACACUAAUAGUGGACAAUAUACAGUUUAAAAAAUAACAACAAAAUCUAUCACUUCAACAAUUGUUGUGUACCAAACAUUCCUUUCGUUUCAUUUCUAAAAUAAUCUAAACAAAAUCGUUUUAUUAAAACAGUUUGCAAUGUUAUGUUAUGCCGGGCUCAGACUACCAACUGCCACGACGGAGUUGGCCAACUCACAGAGCUAAAGACUUCUACGACUUUUCAGUUGCAAGUCUGAGCGCUCUUACAACUCGAUUCUAGUCGUAUACAACUCCUACGACGCAGGUUUAUCCGAUUCCAAAAAUGAAUCGGGCCCAACUUUAGUUGGUAGUCUGAGCGCUAACUACAAAUCAACCCGACGGCCAGUUGGCAGUCUGAGCGUAUUCCCAACUCAACUGGCACGUCGGCAAUCAACCAACCAACCACAGCGCAGCACGUUGGCCAUGUGACAACAUCCACAAAAAGUAAACAUGGCGGACAACUUAAAAGAAGAGGAAAUGGUGGAAAUGUGGCGUUCCUACCCUGUGUUAUACAACACAUUUUCAAAGAACUAUUCUAAAAGAAACCAAAAUCAUACAGCAAUUUGGGAGAUUGCGCAACAUUUUGGAACGACCCGUACGUACUGUUCAAUCUGUUUUGUUGUGUAUGAUCCAACUCUUUGUAAAAUUUCAUUUCAAAUGCAGGACCACGUAAAUAUUAUGCCAUUUUAGGGCCGUAGAAACUCUUCCCCCAACCCCCCGCUCAAUUUUUUUUAUAGAAACUUAAAUUAUUUUUUUCUUAAUAACCGUUUAAGGAGUUUUAGACUAUUAACUACUUCCCCACCACACACACACACUAUUAACUACACACACCCACCCACACCCACACCCACACCCACACCCACACACACACACACUCCGAGCUACGGCCCUGAAAUGGCAUAGGAUUUAUGUGGUAUGUACGUUGUCAUCUCUGUAUGGAAGACACAGUAAAUGUUAUACGAAGUAAUACAAAGUUACUAUUAGCAAGUAUGAUUUACUAUGCAGGAAUCCAUAAGUACGUCACACUAUUUUGUAACCCCCCCCCCCCCCCCCCCCCCCCCCACACACACACGGGUUGUAACUAGAGGUAGCAGAGGGCAGUUGUUCCCUCGAAAAAUUACUAAAACAGUACCAUUCUUGUUUAAAUGCCAUUUUGUCUACUGGGAGGAAGACACUACCUGUACAUUGCUCUGUCUCAGGGUGUUUUUUUUUACUGUCAGUGCCACACCAUUUAUUGCAGACUAGGUACCACCCUGCCAUGAAUCGGAAAAUUGUUUUCAAACUUAUCUAUUUAAAAAGUAUUGUUAUGCUAAUAGAAAUGAUUUUCCGUUGGAAUGCUUUUCCAAUAUAGAUUACCUGGGAGUUUAAUGUUGGUCUUGUCUUAAUAGCCGCUUAUUCAAUUCCUUGGAAAUGCAUUACCUCAAAACUGUAACAAUGAAUGCCACUCAACCGAUAUCAGUAGGUGGAUAAACCAACAUUAUGGUCAAGACACCCCCCCCCCCCCCCCCCCCCCCUUCCACCUCCCACCUCAACAUCCUGGUGUAAACGUCACAUAUCCCAAAUAAUGAAGAUCCAUGGAUAUUUGUUAAAUACGGCAUUUAACUUUAUCAGGAAUACUACUCAGCGAAAAGGAUUUGUAUUCUUACAGCCUAACGUUUCUGGGCUUUUUAACAUUCUUUCAUCGUGGUAUUAUUGAUUAGUUUUUACUUGUUAUUCCCGCUGAAGAUAUAACUAAGAAGAUAAACAGUUUACGUACGCAGUAUUCUCGUUAUCUGAAAAGCGACAAGCAAAAGAGUGGGAGUGCAGCCACAAAGAAGACGCACCGUCAGGAAUGGAUUCUAGAGAACUUGAGCUUUCUUCGCCCUUAUGUGUGGAAGAGGAAAAGUGUUUCAACAUCAUGUGACAAUGAGUCUGAUGUUGACAGUGACAUAAAAAAAACUCUGAAGUCACAUGCAACUCGGAUAUCGACGACGAUGAUGAUUACGACGAUGGUGAGAAUGGGCAAGAGGUUGGAGCAUUGGACAAUACCAUGGAAACUAAUGAAGCCAACUCGACCAACAACAGCGACAACUGUAGAGAGGAUAGAGACAAGGAGACAGAUAAAACGACACAGUCUGCAAAAAAUAAGGGGAAGAACAAACCCGUCAAGUCUGACAGCUGUGGCAAGCAGGUGAAUGAAGGUGGUAGUACACCGAAGACAUCCAAACGAAAACGAAGUAGGAUAGACAGUGAAGUGGCCGAGAUAGAGCUACUCGUCGCAAUGAAGAACUCUAUAGAGGCAAGUAAGCAAAAGGAACCAGACGAUGAUAUUACAGUUUAUUUGAAAAACCUGGGGUGCAAAUUAAGAAAGAUUACAGACAGCAGGGUACUACUGAUGGUGCAAAAUGAAAUAGAGCAGAUUAUAUUCAGAGCAAAUAUGGGAAAAUGGGAUAAUCAUGUACAAGCACAAGUAUCACAAGUUCAACCAUCACAAACACAGUCAUACGGAAUGUAUACCACGCCUUCUACAUCGACUACUCAGGUCAAUGGAUUUAGACAGAAUUGGUAUAAUUAUGAAAACGGCACCAUCAACAGUCCCCCAUCUGAUGGAAAUCAGACAUUCACCUCUAUGCUUGAGAUGUAAAACUGCUAAAAGAGAUUGUUUCAUGUUCACAGAUGUUUUACUUACUGCAGUCCCAUGAUGCAUUUUAAUCUAUUGUUCUAUGGUUGUGAUGUUCACAAGGAUGGGGGGGGGGGGGGGGGGGGUAUGAACUAUUUUUCAUUUGUUGAUGUAAACACUUGAAACGAAUAUGUAUGUUGUUUUGUUUCAGCUACAAUAUCUAUGACAAUAAUGUUACUCAUCAGAUCUAACUAGUAUACAAUGUAAAUGGCCUUUAAUAAAUGCUACCGCCUGUU
Molecule: messenger RNA, 3273 nt
Organism: Gigantopelta aegis
Lineage: Eukaryota; Metazoa; Mollusca; Gastropoda; Neomphalida; Peltospiridae
Exons: 2
Coding region: 2408-3001 (197 amino acids)
Source: RefSeq, a predicted model, not a curated record